AACCAGAUUGAGUAAACCAAACGUUAAUAGUACUAAUUUCGCCACGUGUGUGUAACGAAAGGCCGUAAUUUGGCUAAAUCGAUGAACGUUCCCUCUCUUCUCUGAAAUCUUUCUCGAUCCAUUUUCCUCCAUUUCUGGGUUUCUUCUCGUCUUCCAAGGAUUAGGAUUCUCAUUUUUAGGAAAUUAGGUUUCUUUCUGCUCAAGUGAUGACGACGAGUUUGGAUCGGUGGGAGAAAGAUCCUUUCUUUCCCGCUGCUGAAGAAGUUCAGGAAUCUGCCGACAGGAUGGAGUCAGCGUACAGGACAUGGAUCAAUGGGAAACGAGACUCUUCAAAUGUAUGGGACUCUGAGCAGCUUCAUAGAGAUCUUCACGCUGCUCUUGGAACCACCAAAUGGCAGUUAGAUGAAUUCCAAAAAGCUGUCAAAUCUAGCUAUGACAAUCGUUUGAGUGAUGAGACUAGAGAUAGGCAUCGUGAGUUUACUUUCGCAAUGGAAGCUCAGGUGUCGAAAAUCGAAAAGUCUCUCAAGGAAGCUGCGCAAUCCGAUGGCAAAGGAACUCCGAGAUGGGUUCGUUUGGAUGAAGAUGAUCGUAAUGAGCUUGCUCUCUUCUUGACUGGACCAUCUGAAUCUGUCAAAGCAAAUCCGAAUGGACAUAGAAGGACGGCUAGUGCUGCUGAAUUCACUGCUUGGAACAUUGCGGUUUCUGAUGAUGGUUUAGUGAAGAAAUCUUCUGAUGAACCAGUGGUUCGACCUCCGAGGAAAGUACCUAGCUUCUCUGGGUUCUUAAAUUAUAUGGAUCCUGGGUCCAACCAUUGCAAUCGAAAGUGGAAGGCUUUAGAUCGUCAAGGAGACUCCGAUGCUGCGUUAUUACCUAUCCAAGCUAACCAACAAGUUAUGAAUGGAAGUCUAGAGAAGGGCAAGAGUUGUAUGGAGUGUGAGGAGGACUGUUAUGAAAAGCAGCUUCACGGUUGGUAUGGAGCUCUACAGAGGCAACUUCAACGGUCUCAGUAUCGAAUGCGAUAUAGUAAAUCGGUUCACGCUGCAAUAUGGAUUAUUCUUUUAGUUUUUCUUAUUGUGGUAGUCGCAGUGCAUUCAAUGUAGAAGACAGGUUUGGAAUAGCAGGGUUCGAGUUCAUUCAUCUUAUGUGUAACAGCGAAAGAGACGAAUUUGGGAAUCCACAUUUUUACUGUACAGUAAAUUCCACUGUUUUUUUUUUUUUUUUUUUUUUGUUGUUUGUAAUAUAGAAAUGCAUUUUUUGGUUCGAUUAUUUGAAACGGGUUCAUUGAGCAAUCACUUGUUUUCUUAGGACCAAAUCCUACUAAACAUUGUAGAAUUAUAUGGGACUACAAACCCAAAAUUGAAGUGGAACAUUGUGAAAAUAACAAUUCGGAAUAGAGAAAUGCAUUUUUAUUGGAUUA
Arabidopsis lyrata subsp. lyrata is the source of this 1417-nucleotide messenger RNA. RefSeq lists its product as uncharacterized. The record is from RefSeq and is a predicted model, not a curated record. Bases 207 to 1100 code for a protein of 297 amino acids. Lineage: Eukaryota; Viridiplantae; Streptophyta; Magnoliopsida; Brassicales; Brassicaceae. Gene Ontology annotation, cellular component: membrane. Gene Ontology annotation, biological process: Golgi vesicle transport. The transcript is spliced from 5 exons.